GAAGUUGUAAUCUUCAUCAACGUCUCCAUAAAAACAAUCCCAUUUUCAGAUUUUCCUAUUCCCACAGUAAAAAGAAGCAAAAACAUGCAAAUGAAGUUCGACAAAGAGAUUUCUCACCCGAUCCAUCCACAGCAUAAGCUAAAGCUUGAACACACAGAGAUCCCAUUCAACUGUGAUGGGUGCAAAGAAGCUGGCAUUGGCUUCCAAUACAAAUGCCAGAAAUGCGAGUUUCACUUACACAAGGCAUGCGCAGUGGCAGCUCGCACCAUUUACCAUCCUUUCUACAAGAAAUGCGAGUUCCAAUUUUGCUAUGAUCCUCCUGGGGCGGCUAGGAGACAGUGCGACGCAUGCAGGAGCGAAGUUCUGGGGUUUGUCUACCACUGCAAGCGAUGUGAUUUCGAUCUCCAUCCUUGCUGUGCGAAUCUCCCGCAGGUUUUAGACGAUGGGGAACGCAACCUUUACUUGUGUCUCAAGCUAUCCAGUUCGUGUCAUCACUGUGGGGGAAAGGGGCCUGGUUGGUCUUACAGGUCUCACUGCAAGACAUAUAAUCUCCAUGUUUCCUGUGUUAAGGAGUUGCUUGUGGAGAGCUGGCAGGCUAUUUAUCUGAAUGUAGACAAAAACAAGGUCAGGGAGAUGCAAACGAGGAUCCCCAGCCUCAAGGGGACGCUUAGAAACAACCAUGGGGAAAGAUCAGGAGGAAUGGUGAUGAAGGGUUGUCAGAUUGCUGGUGGAGCUGUUAGCGCCAUUGUCUCCGCCAUCCUGGGGGAUCCUACGCCUAUAAUAGCUGCUGUGGUCGGGCGUUUGAUAUCCAACUAGAUCAGAACUGAGCAGAAAACCAAUCAAGUAUAAAUUAUGUAAUGUUAUCUCCAUCCAUCCUGUUCUGUAAUUUCCUCAAGUACUCUUGUUACAUGCAUGUGAAGUUAGGUAGGAAUAAGAUAAUUUGAUACUAUCCAUUUUAA
Molecule: messenger RNA, 959 nt
Organism: Alnus glutinosa
Lineage: Eukaryota; Viridiplantae; Streptophyta; Magnoliopsida; Fagales; Betulaceae
Product: protein VACUOLELESS GAMETOPHYTES-like
Exons: 1
Coding region: 85-816 (243 amino acids)
Source: RefSeq, a predicted model, not a curated record